Molecule: messenger RNA, 2515 nt
Organism: Mus musculus (house mouse)
Lineage: Eukaryota; Metazoa; Chordata; Mammalia; Rodentia; Muridae
Gene: M6pr
Product: mannose-6-phosphate receptor, cation dependent
Exons: 7
Coding region: 449-1285 (278 amino acids)
Biological process (GO): protein targeting to lysosome; lysosomal transport; Golgi to lysosome transport
Cellular component (GO): endosome; cytosol; perinuclear region of cytoplasm
Molecular function (GO): cargo receptor activity; protein domain specific binding; retromer complex binding
Source: RefSeq, marked validated
ACCUGGCGCAUGACCCCGCGUGGAUGAGGAGCGCCCGCCCAGAGUCCCUGGAGGCGGAGCUCGAACCUCAUUGGUAGAAAGGCGACCCGAAAAGAAGAAACUGAUCUUGACAAUCUCCGAGUGAUUGGAGUUGAUGGGACCGGGGAACAGCGAACUAGGCUGCUGACCAAUCAGCGUCCAAAAGAGAGACCAGGGAACCAAGGUUCUGCGGUCACACGCCGCGGAGUCUAGUGGGAGGAGCAGUUGCUCAGCAGGCUCUCGCUGCUUCCUGUUUCCGGCUUCUGGAGCGGGGCGCAUUGAGGCGCCUAGGGAAGCGCUGGCUUCAGAGAGGAAUCGAGGGACUGGGGUCUGCGCCCCCGCACCCCUGAUCUCCGGACGCGUCUUCCAACCUCAGAGACACAUUCUUGGGGGCUUCUGAGCCGCGGUUGCUCUGUUUUCCCGUGACACAAUGUUCCCCUUCUCUGGCUGCUGGAGGACUGAACUGUUAUUGUUGCUACUCCUGGCUGUGGCUGUGAGAGAAUCCUGGCAGAUAGAAGAAAAAUCGUGUGACCUGGUAGGAGAGAAGGAUAAGGAGUCAAAGAACGAGGUGGCUCUCCUGGAGAGGUUACGGCCACUGUUUAACAAAAGUUUUGAGAGUACUGUGGGCCAGGGCUCAGACACAUACAGCUACAUAUUCAGAGUAUGCCGGGAAGCUAGCAACCACUCCUCUGGAGCAGGCCUGGUCCAGAUCAACAAAAGCAAUGACAAGGAGACAGUGGUUGGGAGAAUCAACGAGACUCACAUCUUCAAUGGAAGUAAUUGGAUCAUGCUGAUAUAUAAAGGGGGUGAUGAAUAUGACAACCACUGUGGCAAAGAGCAGCGCCGUGCAGUGGUGAUGAUCUCCUGCAAUCGGCACACACUAGCGGCUAAUUUUAACCCAGUGUCUGAGGAACGAGGCAAAGUCCAGGAUUGCUUCUACCUCUUUGAGAUGGAUAGCAGCCUGGCCUGUUCACCAGAGGUCUCACACCUCAGUGUGGGCUCGAUCUUACUUGUCAUAUUUGCAUCAUUGGUUGCUGUCUAUAUCAUUGGGGGUUUCUUAUACCAGCGACUGGUAGUGGGGGCCAAGGGAAUGGAGCAGUUUCCUCAUCUGGCCUUCUGGCAGGAUCUUGGCAACCUAGUAGCUGAUGGUUGUGACUUUGUGUGCCGAUCCAAACCCCGCAAUGUGCCUGCAGCAUAUCGUGGAGUGGGAGAUGACCAGCUGGGUGAAGAGUCGGAAGAAAGGGAUGAUCAUCUGCUACCAAUGUGAUUGCACUUUAAUGUCUAGCCACCUCUUCAGUCCCCAAACCAAAGCAUACUCAGCCAGACUUCUCAAGCCGGUCUCCCAUCUCUCACCUUGCCCUUAAUAUUCUUGCUUUCCAGUUGGCUUUUGAUUUGACCCUAACCUGCCUCUCUUUGCUCCUUCCUAUUGUUUCUCCUCUGCACAAGUAGAGUGGAAGGCAGACAGACAUAGGGCCUGUGGGGCAGACUCCUGCACCCCAGGAAGAGCAAGGACAGCUAAAUAGGCAGAAAGCCAUGAGCCCUGGCUGUAAACAUUUUUAUAAGUUGAAACACUGGAUACUCUAAUUAAAAAGCAAAGAUUACUUGUACCUUUGGUUGCCUCAAGUUGUUCUGCAGUGCUUACCUGGCUGUAACCCAAAUACUCCCAUUUGCUUUGAGCCUGGAAUCAGUCACCUGAUUGUCCCUUGUGUGGGAUUAGGACAGGGAAAAAAAAUGUGAAAUUCCCCAACUACAGAAUUCUAAGGUACCAUCACGUUGUGUAUAGGUCUUUAAGUGGCUUGAUAGUUUGAAUUGGACCCUGGGCCAUGGUUUAUAAAUCCAUAGGUAACCCAAAUGCCUAAUCAAGUAGUCCUUUUCUAAAGUAAACAGACCCUGUGUGUUGCCUUGUGGUAGUUAGUCUCAGUGGCCAGCCUUUUCUUCCUCAUCUCCCUCUACUGGUACUUGUAAAUCUGAGUUGCACUUUUCUCACAGAUCUGUAGUUUGGCUUUUUAUACUUUCCCCAAUCAUAAAGGAAGGGAAUGGAAGCGGAAGUGGACAUGGAGGCUCUGCAGGUCUCUGCUUUGGGUGGGGACACUGCUGCACCUGUCUCUCCUGCUGGCUCAGGGAAGUGUCUGACCCACUUAUCUAUGGGAAAAGGAUUUUAGUUCUCUCUUUCUGUUUAGGCCAUCUGCCCAGAUGCAAGCUGAUCUCGCUAUAAUAGUGAACGCCUAGGCCACUAAGUAACAACACAGUUAAUCUGAACACAGGAGAUGUGGGAAAGGCAGGGCCAUUCGUUACUUUAGAGAAAAAUGAAUGAAGUCAUUCCUACUUCUCAAUACCCUUGCAAUGGCAGUGGAAAUUUUGUUUCUUUCUAUACAAGAAAAAUAAUGUUAUUUUUAAAAAAGGCUUCUUUGUUGUUUGCAUCCUAACCCGUGUUUUCAAUGAAAAAUAAUAUACCACUUUUGUACAAAAACACAAUAAUUAAAAAACAAAAAACACG